AUGCUUCAGUGGAGAAGAAGACACUGCUGCUUUGCAAAGAUGAGCUGGAAUGCCAAGAGGUCUCUAUUCCGUACCCAUCUUAUUGGUGUACUUUCUCUUGUGUUUCUUUUUGCUAUGUUUUUGUUUUUCAAUCAUCAUGACUGGCUGCCAGGCAGAACUGGAUUCAAAGAAAACCCUGUGACAUACACUUUCCGUGGAUUUCGUUCUACGAAAAGUGAGACAAACCACAGCUCUCUUCGGAAUAUCUGGAAAGAAACAGUCCCGCAGACUCUGAGGCCUCAAACAGCAACUAACUCCAAUAACACAGAUUUGUCACCACAAGGAGUUACAGGGCUGGAGAAUACACUCAGUGCCAACGGAAGUAUUUACAAUGAAAAAGGCACUGGACAUCCAAAUUCUUACCAUUUCAAAUACCUUAUCAAUGAACCUGAAAAAUGCCAGGAGAAAAGCCCUUUUUUAAUACUACUAAUAGCUGCAGAACCUGGACAGGUAGAAGCUAGAAGAGCUAUUCGGCAAACUUGGGGCAAUGAAAGUCUAGCACCUGGUAUCCAAAUCACACGAAUUUUUUUGUUGGGUGUAAGUAUUAAGUUAAAUGGCUACCUUCAACGUGCAAUCCUGGAAGAAAGCAGACAAUACCACGAUAUAAUUCAACAGGAAUAUUUAGAUACAUACUAUAAUCUGACCAUUAAAACACUAAUGGGCAUGAACUGGGUUGCCACAUACUGUCCACAUAUUCCAUAUGUUAUGAAAACGGACAGUGACAUGUUUGUCAACACCGAAUAUUUAAUACUUAAGUUACUGAAGCCAGACCUGCCUCCUAGACGUAACUAUUUUACUGGUUACCUAAUGAGGGGAUACGCACCCAACCGAAACAAAGACAGCAAGUGGUACAUGCCACCAGACCUCUACCCAAGUGAGCGCUAUCCUGUCUUCUGUUCCGGGACUGGUUAUGUUUUUUCUGGAGAUCUGGCAGAGAAGAUAUUUAAAGCUUCUUUAAGCAUCCGUCGUUUGCACUUGGAAGAUGUAUAUGUAGGGAUCUGUCUUGCCAAGUUGAGAAUUGAUCCUGUCCCCCCUCCCAAUGAGUUUGUGUUCAAUCAUUGGCGAGUUUCUUAUUCAAGCUGUAAAUACAGCCACCUAAUUACCUCUCAUCAGUUCCAGCCUAGUGAACUGAUAAAAUACUGGAACCAUUUACAACAAAAUAAGCACAACGCUUGUGCCAACGCAGCAAAAGAAAAGGCAGGCAGGUAUCGCCACCGCAAACUCCACUAG
Mesoplodon densirostris (Blainville's beaked whale) is the source of this 1269-nucleotide messenger RNA. RefSeq names its product beta-1,3-galactosyltransferase 2 (gene B3GALT2). Gene Ontology annotation, molecular function: N-acetyl-beta-D-glucosaminide beta-(1,3)-galactosyltransferase activity. Gene Ontology annotation, cellular component: membrane. The coding region runs from base 1 to 1269 and encodes 422 amino acids. The record is from RefSeq and is a predicted model, not a curated record. The transcript has a single exon. Lineage: Eukaryota; Metazoa; Chordata; Mammalia; Artiodactyla; Ziphiidae.